UGUGUGCUGUGUGCGGUGCGGUGCACGCCGCCGAAAAUAUGUGCGAGGUGGGGAGAAGCUGAGGAGGGGGCUUGUGUUUGACAGAGAAGAGUUAUAUUAUUAUUUUUAAAAAAUUAUUAUUUCACUUGCAAAAGGAGACCGAGUUACAUCCAAAUCGCAGCCGGCUAGUUGCAAAACUAGGAAAAUUGGACAUGGCUGGGUGGUUUUUUUUGUGUGUGUGUGUGUGUGUGGUUUUUUUGGGGGUGGGGGGGGAGGUAGAGAAGGCAUGCAGUGAGGGGAGGGGGCUGUAACCGUGAAGAGGAGAGAAUGAAUGUGGCCCCCUUCUCGCUCAGUCACUGAAAAGUCUUUUACGAGGAUCAGACACGGUUUUCUGCAAGAUGCGAGGGAGAAUGGAGGGGCUUCGCAGGCUGGUGUUUUGGUACUUGGUGGUCUGGAUUGGGGGACCCCCCUCAACUUCCGCGCUGCACUAUCGGUACCUCUGGAAGAACUGCCUCCCAUGCUACAGGGGGCAGGCGGGGUACGGCGGGGGACGCUCGGAGAGCAGGCCAGAGGUUGACGAGUGCCAAACUCACAAUGGGGGCUGCCAGCACAGAUGUGUCAACACCCAGGGGAGCUACCACUGCGAGUGCAAGCCAAGCUUUCGUCUGCACGCGGACGGCCGGACGUGCCUGCCUGGCAACCCCUGUGCCAUCAACAACGGAGGGUGUGAGCACGAUUGCGUGCAGCUGAGCUUCUCACAUCACCGAUGCCAAUGCCGACCGAAUUACCAGCUGAAAGAGGACGGCAAACACUGCGUGGUGAAGAACCCAUGCGCCACCCACAACGGAGCCUGCACGCACAAAUGCCACAAUCACAACGGGGUGGCGCGUUGCGAAUGCCACCCUGGCUACCGACUGGGGCCGGAUCGCAAAACCUGCCAAGAUAUAGACGAAUGUGUGACCGGUGUGGCCUUGUGUGCGCACCAGUGUCUGAACACUCACGGCUCCUUUAAAUGCCUGUGCAACAUGGGCUACGAACUCGGGUCGGAGGGCAAACAGUGUUACCGAAUAGAGAUGGAAAUUGUGAAUAGCUGUGAAACCGGCAACGGAGGCUGUUCCCACUUGUGCCAGCACACCAGCGCCGGCCCGGCCUGCAGCUGCAAUUUCGGAUACAGCUUGGAUGAAGACCAAAAAACCUGCAUUGAUACCGACGAAUGCCACGCUGGGUCUCACUGCUGCCAACAAGGGUGUUACAAUUACCCCGGAGGUUACGAGUGUGUUUGCUACGCCGGCUAUCAGCUCAACCCCGCGGGUUGCGGUUGCGACGAUCUAGACGAGUGUUUGGCGAAUAAUGGGGGCUGCGAACAUUUUUGUGAGAACCUGGUGGGUUCCUUUCUCUGCAGCUGCCGGAUCGGGUUCAAGUUAGAUGAAGAUCGCAGAAGCUGCCUUUACCUCGAGGAGCCCACGGAGGCCGUGGAUGGACGGCGACCUGUUAUCCGUCCCCUCCCCCACGUGGCUCUUUUCCACGAUGGGCUCACCCAGUUUUUGGAUGAAGAAUAUGAGGAUGAAGAAGCGGAGAGGGCUGAGGCCAGAGGACAACACACCGUCUCGGAGAAGUUCAUCUGCCUGAAUGACACCUUCGGCCCCGACUGCAGCCUGUCCUGCGAGGGAUGCCAGAACGGCGGCUGGUGCAACCAGAACCAGACCGGCUGCGUCUGUCCAGACGGCUGGAGGGGGGUUUUGUGCGACCAAACCUGCCCCAAUGGGACUUUUGGGAAGAACUGCAGCUCUCUCUGCGACUGCCAAAACGGAGGCAGCUGUGAUCCGGUGACGGGGGUCUGCCACUGUCCCCCUGAAGCCGGCGGAGACCGGUGCGAAGAUGUUUGUCCCAGAGGGUUUUUCGGAAAACAUUGCCGGAAAAAAUGCCACUGUGCCAACCGGGGACGAUGCCACCGGGUUUUCGGCACCUGUCUCUGCGAUCCGGGACGCUACGGGCGUUUCUGUCACCUAGCUUGCCCGAAGUGGGCGUACGGGAUCGGCUGUUCGGGAGAGUGCCGUUGCGUGCAAGCCAACACGCAACACUGCGACAAACGUGAUGGAACUUGCGUGUGCAAGCCCGGGCAUCACGGGGAAAAGUGCCAAGAGACGUGUGACCCGGGCCGUUUCGGACCAGGCUGCAGGCAGAAGUGUGGUUGUCCCUCUGGCGUGACCUGUGACCACGUGAGCGGAGAGUGUCGCUCGCAGUGUCCCCAGGGCUAUUACGGAGAGAAGUGCCAGCAAGAAUGCCCCGAAGGGAAAUUUGGAGCGAAUUGUCUUCAUUCCUGUUCGUGUAACGGUUCGCCUUGCAGUCGGAUCACUGGGGAAUGUCAUUGCGUAACUGGGAGGACUGGGAAGUCCUGCGGCCAAGAAUGUCCUGAGGGCUACUGGGGAGACGGGUGCCAGCGGCUGUGUCUGGAAUGCCAGAAUAACGGCCGUUGUGACCCCGUCACCGGUGUGUGCUUGUGUCCUUCGGGAUACACAGGGAGAUGUUGCCAAGAAGUCUGCCCACCUGGCUGGUUUGGGCAAGGAUGCCAAGGCCAGUGCAGCUGUGACAACGAAGGGGACUGCGACCCCCAAACGGGGAAGUGCCGCUGUGCCCCGGGGUGGACGGGCUCCCGCUGCCAUAGAGCCUGCGAGGCCGGCUACUGGGGUCCGGAUUGCACCCAUCUCUGCAACUGUUCGGGGGCCGAAGGCGGCUGCAGUGCAGUGACCGGGCAGUGCCUGUGCGAAGCCGGCUAUGUCGGCCUGCGCUGCGAUCAGAAGUGCCCCGAAGGCUGGUUUGGUCCCAACUGCCGCCAGCGAUGCCAGUGCCGCCACCAAGGAGCCUGUGACCAUGUCAGCGGCGCCUGCACCUGCCCGCCAGGCUGGAGAGGCGCAUUUUGCGAGCGGGCUUGCCCCGACGGCUUCUUCGGGAUGGACUGCCAGCACGCCUGCCGCUGCCUCAACGGAGCCCGUUGUGAUCCCGCGACGGGCCUCUGCCGCUGCGCCGCGGGCUGGAUCGGGCCACACUGCAACCAGACUUGCCCAGCUCAUCGCUACGGCGAGAACUGCACCCAGGAGUGCCCCUGUGCCAACGGAGCCACGUGCCAUCCUGUCACGGGGCGAUGCCUCUGCGCACCAGGGUGGGUUGGCGCCGCGUGCCAGCAAGGGUGUCCGCCAGGAUUUUACGGAUCCGGCUGCCGGCAGGAAUGUCUAUGUCAACACGGAGGAAUCUGUGAUCCGGUUUCUGGCCGCUGCAUCUGUCCGGAAGGGCGGAUGGGAGUGGCUUGUGAGCUGGAGUGCGUCGAAGGAAAAUAUGGGCCGGGGUGUCAAGAAAGUUGCGAUUGUGUUAAUGGAGGCCGGUGUGACCAGAAGAAUGGACGCUGCGUUUGCCUUGAUGGUUGGACCGGUGAAAAGUGCCAGAAACCCUGCCCCGAAGGAACAUACGGGAAAAGCUGCCAGGACGCGUGUGAUUGUGAACAUGGGGUCUCGUGCGACCAUAUCACGGGCGCUUGUGAUUGUCCGCCUGGGUGGCGGGGAAUCCGUUGCGGGAAAGCUUGCCUGCCCGGUUCGUUUGGGAAGGACUGCACCACGAAGUGUGAUUGUCCCACGGGCUCUCCUUGCAACCACAUCACCGGCCAGUGUGGCUGUCCGCCCGGGUUCACGGGCCACGGGUGUGAACGGCCCUGCCCGCCUGGCACCUUCGGACCAGGGUGCGCAGACAUUUGCCAGUGCGCCGGUGCGAAUCACGACUGCCACCCGGUGAGUGGGAGGUGCCUCUGCGCCCCGGGAUACCACGGCAGCGGCUGCAAGCAGGAGUGUCCGUCGGGACGCUACGGGCCGAAUUGCGAGAGGUUGUGUCAGUGUAAGAAUGGCGGUCGUUGUGCAGCCGCAACGGGGGCGUGCCAGUGUCCAGCUGGAUAUAUCGGCGCCGAUUGUAACAUAGCUUGUCCGAGGGGACGUUACGGGACCGACUGUGCCCUUCCCUGUCCGUGUGGCGAAAAUGUCCCUUGUCACCCGGUGUCCGGUUUUUGCCUUUGUCCGCCGGGCAAGUCUGGUCCCAGAUGCGAAAACGGCUGCCCCGCCAAUCGUUACGGGUUCAACUGUAGCCAGACCUGCACUUGUCAGAAUGGGGCCAUUUGCCUGCCAGAAGACGGAUCCUGCCUUUGUGGGCUCGGCUGGACCGGGAUCUGGUGCGAAAAAGGGUGCCCUCCGGGAAAAUACGGGGCCAACUGUCAGUUGAACUGCACUUGCCAAAGCAAUGGGAUUUGCGAUCCGGUGGCUGGGAUCUGUCGGUGCGGGAAAGGCCGUUACGGGAACCGAUGCGAACACGCCUGCCCGGCUGGAUUCCACGGGAUCGCCUGUCAAGAGCGAUGCGGCUGUCAAAACGGCGCCUCGUGCGAUCCGGUUUCCGGGGAGUGUCGUUGCUGUCCGGGGUUUCACGGCCGUUACUGCGAAAAAGGCUGCGACGCAGGGAAAUACGGGGAAAAAUGCCAACGGGUGUGUGAUUGCGAAGGCCAAGCCCCGUGCGAGCCCUCCACCGGCCAUUGUCUCUGCCCUCCGGGGAAAACGGGUGCCAGGUGUGACCUUGGUUGCCAGCUUGGAAAAUUUGGUCCGGAUUGUUCUCAGAGUUGUAAAUGCUCCGCGGCGAACGCCUUUUGUGAUGCCCAGAAUGGACAGUGUGUGUGCCUUCACGGAUACGUGGGAACAACGUGUCGGGAAGGUGGCCCACCUCAACUGAUGGCCAAGUCAAGGCUAGAAGCCGGACACAGUUUGACGAAACGAUAGAUAUUUCCCCACCCACCCCCGAGAGAAGGUGAUAAGGACGCUAAUAAAAUUCAGAAUUUAGCCAACGUUUAGCUCACGUUUGUGGUUUGGAGUGGGGGGGGGGAAAAACAACGUGAA
Molecule: messenger RNA, 4901 nt
Organism: Ahaetulla prasina
Lineage: Eukaryota; Metazoa; Chordata; Lepidosauria; Squamata; Colubridae
Gene: MEGF6
Product: multiple EGF like domains 6
Exons: 35
Coding region: 378-4784 (1468 amino acids)
Molecular function (GO): calcium ion binding
Source: RefSeq, a predicted model, not a curated record